Messenger RNA from Poecilia latipinna (sailfin molly), 1204 nucleotides. It is a transcript of the gene tcf24, whose product is annotated as transcription factor 24. Bases 608 to 1147 code for a protein of 179 amino acids. The transcript has 3 exons. Gene Ontology annotation, molecular function: protein dimerization activity; DNA-binding transcription factor activity, RNA polymerase II-specific; RNA polymerase II transcription regulatory region sequence-specific DNA binding. Lineage: Eukaryota; Metazoa; Chordata; Actinopteri; Cyprinodontiformes; Poeciliidae. The record is from RefSeq and is a predicted model, not a curated record. Gene Ontology annotation, biological process: regulation of transcription by RNA polymerase II; developmental process.
AAGACAGCCUGGCAAUUCGUCAAAAAAGCAGCUUUAUUUUAUAUCAUCUUACACUUGUCUGUUUGUUUUCCUGAACAGUUGCAAACAGCAGUUUACUUGCAUUUAAAUCUGACUAAGAGGAGCUUCUUCUUUUUUAUUAUUAUUAUUAUUAUUUGUCGUUGGAAUGACGAUCUAAAUUUCUUCCCGAUGUAACUUUUUGAUAGGCUCCCCCCAGCAGAAAGUAAACCACAGCGUCAAGUUCGCAGCCAAUUACAGAGGGUUACGGCCGUCCGAGUUAAAAGCAAAGGAGAACCCUGCCUCUGGCGGUGAAAACAAGACCCCCAGACAGAAAAAAGUUCGGCGACGAGCAGGGCUUCUCCGCUGUGAGGGGGAGCUAUAGGCUAUGGGCAGAGUGAUUAAUUACGCCGGAGAGAGAACUUGUGCCGCGUGUUUCCAAUAAAUUAGGAGCGCCGGAGACUUUUACGCACACAGGUGAGGAGUUGGAUGCGCGCAUUUUGAGGAUACAGCUCGAGGAAGGACUGCGCAAUCAGAAGGCCACUUCGGACUGUAUUCAUGACGUUUAUCAAAACAGCGUUUUGGAUAAAUACCAGAGAUUUGUAAUACCCAUAUGGUUGGAAGUGAGGCGCUUCAAAUGGACGGUGGUAAUUGCUCCAGCUCGGUGGUGGAUGUGGAUGACAGCCCGGUUUCCAGUCCCAGCUCCAGCCCCAGUCCGGACGGCCGCCGUCGCGGUGAGCUGCACCGGCCCAGGGCGCUGCAGACCGGCGCGCUCGGCGGCAGAGGACGCCCGGCGGCGGCCAACGCGGCGCGGGAGAGGAGCCGGGUGCAGACGCUGAGGAACGCGUUCUUGGAGCUCCAGAGGACUUUACCGUCGGUGCCGCCGGAUACCAAGCUGUCCAAACUCGACGUGUUGAUACUAGCCACCACCUAUAUUGCCCAUUUGACUCGAACACUGCAGGAGGAAGGCGCAGAUGAAGGGGAGAGCACAAAACAAACAGAAGCGUUACACUCGCUGAAAGGUGAAGGAUACCUGCACCCUGUAAAGAAAUGGCCAAUGCGAUCCAGAUUGUACGUCGGAGCAUCUGGACAGUUCCUGAACAAUCCUUCCGACUCAGAGAAUCAAGGCCCGUCGUCCUCCUCCUCUCAAUAGGCCUACAUGAGUUGUAGCCAUGAAAGCGACAUGAAAUUUGCAUGAGCUCCAAAAAAA